CUCGCUGGGCUCUGUCAGUUUUCAAGCUGAGCAGGAGCUUGGAUGUUACAUACCCUCCACAGCGGUGCAGUUUUGCUCCGGCUCAGCUGAAGUUUUCCCACAGAUAAGAGGGAAAGGGGUGGGGAAGAAAGAUUGCCUCGAGGACACCUCUCUCUUGCAGGACAUGGAGAACAGGCCAGCAGAGACCAACUCGGAGGUGGACAAGUCAGCAUCUCCCUCAGUGGCUCAACUGGCAGGGAAAUUCAAAGAGCAAGCAGCCAAUAUCACUGGAAAAGAGGUACCACCACAUAAGCCAACUCGGAGGAAACCACCAUGCUCCCUUCCAUUGUAUUCCCAUAAAACUGAGACAAGUGACAAUGAUGAGCAAAAGCGGUCACCAAAUGUUUGCCCCAUUCCCAAAGUCAAGGUGAAAAGCUCUCCCAUGAUUGAAAAGCUGCAGGCCAAUCUGGCUUUUGCUCCAGCUGCUCUGCUGCCGGGAGCGUCUCCCAAAAGCCCUGGUCUGAAAGCCCUGGUUUCUCCAUUCAGCACCCCUCCCUCAACACCCAGCAGCCCAGGGGUUCAGUCCCAGCCCGGUGAAGUGAAUGAGACCCCAGUCAGCUUCGAUCAACCCCCGGAAGGCACUCAGCUGCAAUUCUAUAACAAGGUGCGGACGCGGGGAUCGAUAAAGCGCAGGCCUCCAUCUAGGAGGUUCCGAAGAUCUCUAUCUGAGUAUGGAGAUGGUGAAGAUUUAGGAGUCAAUGUCUCCUCUCCAGAAAAUGGUGCCAAGGAAGAUGGGGAUGAUGUGUUUGGGCCCAGGGGCAAGGCAGAAGAGGCAGAAACAGAGAGCAAAGAGCAAAAGAAACAGACAGAGUCUGACGAGAAGCCCCCAUCAAGGAGAGGAUCCAGUAGAUCAGAAGAUGAAGAAAAAGAGGGAAAACAGGCAGAGAAGAUAACUCCUUGCAAGAGUAACACAGAGGAAGCAAAGGAAGAGGAAGUGUGUCGUAGUGUCCCUGGGGAGGAGAACUCUCCCCAGCCUCCCUCUGGAAACAUGGAGGAGAAGGUGUGUGAGGGCCCACAGGGGGAAGAGCAGCAAGGCAGUGCCUGUCAACAGGAAAAGAGGGACAAGGAGAAGGAAGAAGCUGAAGCUGAAGCACAGGAGACCAGUGAGAACACAGAUGCAGAGAAAGCAUCAAACACUGAAGAAACACCACUGGCACCUGGAGCACUGCAGGAUGCAGCAGGCUUGGACACUGCCAGUGAGCCUUCAACAACAGCCAUGCAGGACCAGGGCACAGCGUAACUGUGACGCACAGGACAUACCCAAUCAGGGCACAGGAGACUUAACAUGCAGAUAGGAGCCAUCUAGCCCAAUCAAGGUGGAAGCUACCGGAAAACCUUCGGUGGCAGGAGAAGAGCCGAAUACGGAUAUCCCCCGAGGUCCAGACUCAUCCUGGAGCUGAGUGGCUGCUUCCUGACUCUCUGUUUGUCACCAUCAUAUUUUGGGACAGUUGGAACAUGAGACUAGCUUGCAAUUACUUUGGAGUUCAAAACUGAAGUGUUGGCUGACGUUCCUCAGUGAUAUUUGGGGACUCAGAGAUCUGAUACCUGCUGCUGACAGCCACCACCACUCCUGCUUCCUCUGCUCCUUCAUCCUGCCCCAAAAUGUCCUUUUCUUCUCCCCUGCAUUGGUCUUAGAUGAAGUUCCUGGCUUACAUACAUACAUACAUACAUGAAUGGUGCCUUUUUCAUAGCUUCUUUUGAAAUAUUUUGGGGUUUCAAAUUUCAGUAAAUGAUGUUUUGACAGUAGGAAAAACAACGUUUUCUCCAUAUAUGCUGUAUGGCAGGCAAUGUGAACUCUGAACAUGGGGAAAACUCUUAGGACGUUGUUCAUAAGCAUAAGAUCCCUUUGAAGUGGGGAUCAAGCUGACUGAUCUGUGAAACAGUCAGCUGUGGUAGGCAGUUUUUCUGUGGCUUCAGCUUUAGAGUGUUUUUAGCACUGAUGGAAAGUAACAACCAACAGAUUUGAGGCACAGAAAAGAUGUGCUGCUUUGGUCAAUGGGGCAAGCUUUCUUAUCCAGCUCUGGGCUCCAGUCCAGAUUUAAGAGGGUCACCUGCCCAUCAGUUUUUCCCACUUCCAGACUGUCUCAUCUUUCGAUUCUCUUCUGAAACUUUCUCUGUGUGGCCACCAAGUGCCACUCAUAAUACAAAGCAUCCUGGAUUCCUGGAAGCAGCUGAUUCAUUUUAUGUGGGUCAAAGAAGAGGUUUUAGACAGCUGAGUUUCCAGCCAUACAGCCUGACUGAAUAUGAAUUGGUGAAGGUCAGAUAGUCAGUCACUCCCAAGUACUUAGUCACUGUACUAGAUUUGCAUUUAUUCUUGGGGUACUAGUAAAGUCACGGGUCUAGCAGCUGCUAAGCCAAAAAAGCUUUUACAUCUGGAGAGUAUUUGUUGCCCAUAAGAAAUCAGUUAUUUGAGGAAAGGCAGGUAACAGACCCUCACCUGACCAGUUUCCUGAUGGUAGCGCUUGAAGUUAUAUCUGCAGUACUGAAUAGAAAGCUGCUCUGGCUCAAGACCGUGGGGUUCAUGUCUACAACAUGACAUGGAGCUGUGGACAAGUCUUGUCAAAAGCUGAGCCAAGGACUCAGCUAGCCUUUCAGUGGUGUAAAUGGUUAGGAGCCACCAGCCACCAGUACCCAGAAACACAGCCACAGCUACAGAGACCAAGGAUAGAACCAACCAGCUCCUCUUCAUCCAUCACAAAGCUCCUCCUAGCAAACAGUUAGCUGAGCAGAGUCAGAGGUUUGGGUUGUCUCUCUCUAUAAGCACAAGCAUUUUACAGAACACGGCCCACAUUCCAUCCUUGAGAGGGCUCUGCAACACAGCAAUGUUACACACCCGAGGUUUUUGAGGGGCACCCACUUUCUGUUCACUGGCUCUAAAAUUGCAAGGGAAGAAGAGACUCUGCGUCCUGCCUUUCUUUUUCCCAAGUGGGAGCAGAGGUGCUAUUUGCUGGGAGCCAGAGGUGUUGACCCUCCUAUGUAGCACAAGCCUGUUGGCAAACACCAUCCCCAUGUCCCUUUGAGCUGUGCAGUGGAGCACUGUUCCCUUUGAAUCCAUUUUAAUCUGUUUGUUAGAGCUUCUAUUCCAGGGCAGGCUGCAAUCAUUCACUGUACUCUGUUUCUUCUCUCAGAAGAGUAUCCCAUCUGGAUGUGAGCGAUUGUGCCUUAAUGUAUAUAUAGAUAUAUGUGUGCCUGUUUAGAGAAUGAGUAUGUGUGUCCUGAGCAAGGGAAUGGAAAACCGAGGGAGGAACAGAAGAAAUAAAUGGUGGGAUAAAACCAAAACAAACCAAAAUCUGUGCUUUUCCUCCUGGGGAGGGGAAUAAGCCUGAGAGAGCUGGUAGCAGCAGGCAAAAUAGGGGUGGGAUUUCCACUGCCAUUGGAACAGUUUAACAUUUUAUUUUAAUUUAUUUCAUGGUAUUUUUUAUUUUUGGGGAAUAGCAAUAACCCAUGUGCUCAAUCCAGAAAGGAGGGUGUUCUUUGAGGCAAGCAGUGACACUGGACCGUGUUACACUCCCUGCCCCAGCCCUGCAGGUAUCAGGAAUCUAGGAGCAGAAGAAAGCAAAGCCAUCUAGCCUAGUGACGUGUCUCCCAACAACACCCAAGGUGACACACAGUGACUCUUCCUGUGAGAUUUCCCAGCUUCUGGCAAUCAACAGUGAAGUGACUUUCUGUGCCAGAAGUUACAUCACCAUCUUCAUCCUUCAUAGCUUUACAAGUUGCAGGGGGAAAAAAAAAAAAGCCUGCUUCUUAGCUGAAGGCAUCCACACAUUCCUCUUGUGGUAGUGCUCAGUUGCGCCAGGGGAGGUUCAGGCUGGAUGUGAGGAGGAAUUUCUUUACUGCAAGGGCUGUCAGGCAUUGGAAGGGGCUGCCCAGGGAGGUGGUGGAGUCACCGUUCCUGGAGGUGUUUAAGAGAUGGGUAGAUGUUGCACUUAUGGAAGUGGUCUAGUGGUUGAUAGGGCUGGGACAAAGGCUGGAGUCCAUGAUCUUAAAGGUCUCUUCCAGCUGAAACAAUUAUAUGAUUAGCAUUAGGACACUGCAAAAGCAAAAUCCAUAAUGCCCCAUCCAUGCUCCUAGGAAAGUUUGGUUUGGGCAGCACAGUCUUACAUCCACAAGGUGUACAAAGUCAAAACGUUUUGACUGAAAUGCAGACCACAGCUUGGUAUGGCGUAUAGGGUAGGGACACCUACUCAGACCUGUAUCUAUCUGUUAAAUUGCUGAGGCUGGAGUUUAUACAACACUGAGCAUCAAACAGGAAAACGCCCUCACCAAAUAAAAUCUGAUAUAAUUUAUACAGUUCCUCUGUUGUGGAUAGUACCUGAAAGAUUAAAAAAAGGCAAAAGCAUAAACCUUACAGGCUAGAAGACCUUUAAACUGGGAAGGAUGGAAAAGAGAGCAAGAAUGAAGAUAAAGGAUGAGAAAAGAAUGCAGCACUAGAGCAAGGAGAGUGUUGCAGUUGUGUUUGGCUGGGAUUGUCCUUUUGUGGUGACUUUUUGAAUGGACUGUUACAACUGUUGUGUGAGCCACAAUAAAAUGUUAGACUUUGGGUAA
Molecule: messenger RNA, 4584 nt
Organism: Colius striatus (speckled mousebird)
Lineage: Eukaryota; Metazoa; Chordata; Aves; Coliiformes; Coliidae
Gene: RCSD1
Product: RCSD domain containing 1
Exons: 7
Coding region: 164-1279 (371 amino acids)
Biological process (GO): skeletal muscle contraction; protein localization to endosome; retrograde transport, endosome to Golgi
Cellular component (GO): WASH complex; early endosome
Molecular function (GO): actin filament binding; phosphatidylinositol phosphate binding; retromer complex binding
Source: RefSeq, a predicted model, not a curated record